AUGGCUGAUGAUCACUCAACUGAAUUACAGUUAAAUCAUACAGAUAACAACACAACCAAUACAAAUAAUACCUCCACAACCUCAACAACAAAAAACAAAAGUGCAAAAAUCGACACACCUAAAAAACAAACCCCAACAAACCAACUCUCACUUAACAAAGGACUUGAUAAUCAAUUAGAUAUCAUUGCACCUCCAUCGUUACUUCGCACCAACAAUCAAUACAACUAUUAUGGAAAUACACAUACGACCAACUUUUUGUCAAAAUUCAAAAAUUAA
Dictyostelium discoideum AX4 is the source of this 276-nucleotide messenger RNA. RefSeq lists its product as hypothetical. Lineage: Eukaryota; Evosea; Eumycetozoa; Dictyosteliales; Dictyosteliaceae. The record is from RefSeq and is a predicted model, not a curated record. The coding region runs from base 1 to 276 and encodes 91 amino acids. The transcript has a single exon.